AUGGCACCUGAGGAUCUGGCUCUCAAGGAAGUGGCCCUAGUUUACUUGGACAGGACUGGAGGGCUGGACAAAUUUAUCAGUGACUGCAGGCGGUAUAAUGAUUCCAAACAGUGUCAUGCUGUCUAUCGCUUCAUUAUUUAUGUGAAUCCAUCUGAUCUAGCAGAGUUGGAUGCAAGACUUGGUAACUGUGUUGUUCAUCAGCCAAUAAGAGCAACAUGUUUGUUUCAGUCUGUGUGCUUUACAUCUAUCAAGACGUUGUCAUUAAUUCCACAACUAGAAACUGAAAGCCAGGUUAAUGUUGUGCUAAAGUUGACACACUUGCCUCCAUUACCAAGUUACUCACUUAGCCUUUGUCAGUUCCCCCGUGGAUACCAGCUGCUGAGGUAUUAUAAGGUAGAGGGAGUGGUUAUUGCAAUGACAACUGUAACAAAGUACACACAAGGUGCAAGAUUCCUUUGUUCUGAAUCAAGCUGCCCCUUUUCAACAGGCUUUCGGUAUAUUCGGGUGCAUACUGUAGGUGCUACAGAAUCAGCAACUGUGCGAAAGGACUUUACAUGCACCUUGUGUAACUCCCCACUCAAGGAAGAUGUGAAAUUCAGAGUGCUAGGUGACAAACAGCUUGUUGAAAUGAUUGAUGCAGCUGCCCUUGAUGUUAUUAAAGGAAAUCCAGUCAACAAGCCAUGUUCUAGGUAUCAGUCUUUCACUGUGUUUUUAAGGGAUGAACUCCCCAAUAGAAUGAAGAUGGGUGAUAGAUACUAUGUAACAGGAAUUCCAACUCAUGUAUACAGUGGCUCACAGCUGGCUUUAUGCAUGGAGGCAAACAACAUACAGCCCUGGUUACCAAAUGAUCAACCUUUCAUCAAUGACAAAUUCAAAUAUCUACUGUCUAUCACGAUGUCUUCACCCUGGAGAUUUACAGCUGUUCUAGCUGAUAUCUUUGCUGCACAGAUUGUCCCUCCAGGCACUUACAACAUCCUUAAAUUCAGCCUGCUGCUGAGUCUGGUUCAGACCUGCAGUAACAAAAAGAAAUCCAUUGAACACUUAGAUCUUCUAAUUGCCACAAGUGAUCCAGUAACAGUGAACAGGCUUUUAAUACAUAGUCUGAGCUUUGUGCCUUCUGGAGUGCGACAUUUGCAUUCAUAUGAAAUUUUUGCAACCGUGUCCAAAGAUGAACAUGGAACUGGCACUGCUAAAGUUCAGGCCGGGUCUGCACUCCUGGCUAAGGGGGGUAUCUGCCAUAUCGGAGAACUUCUUUCUCUCAGAAAAGAGGCAUUUAAUUUACUUCAAACAGUUUUGGAGACUAGGAAUAUCACAGUAUUUAUUCCUGGAAAAAAGUUUGGAGAAGAUGUUGAUCAGCAGAUGGCCUUCCCAAUUAAGUGUAAUUUCUGGACUUUCGUUGAUGUUAACACACAGCCAAAGAAAGCUGGCCAGCAAGAAGAUGCUGUAAUCGGGGCAGUGGACUUAAAUUCAGUUCCAGCUAAUCUGGUUGAUGGCUUUGAUUUAAUGAUUUACUGCAGUGAAUCUUCCAAUUAUCAAUCUCCUAUGCAUCUAAUACAGCACAAACUGAAUGAAGCCAUGCACCAAGGCAAAGCCCUUUAUCCAGCACUACAGCAGUUUACAACACAGGACUAUGAAGAGCUGUUAGCAUUUGCCAGAAAUCAGGAAGUUGCACUUACUAUCAAAGCAGAAAGACUUAUACAGGGGUAUUACACUGCAAGCAGGAGAGUUCGAACUGAUCCUGUUCAUGGAUCUAAAAUUUCUACAACUGCAUUGAAAACAUUAAUGUCUUUAUCUGAAGCACAUACCAAACUCAGUCUGAGAGACAAAGUACUGGAACAAGAUGCUGUCAUUGCGAUUUUACUAUACGAGAUUUCCAUUACUGCACGGCAUGGUGCUUCAGUGCUCUGCGUGUCUCCCAAUGCAAUAUUUCCAUUUGAUCGGUGUGAUGAGCACAGCUUAAAUCAAAGGGAUAUAUAUUUGGCACAAUUCCAUCAACAACUACUACAGUUCUGCUUAACAUAUUCCCCUGGGAUGUCUUUGUAUUUUGCUGAAGAAUAAUUUGAAACAGAAAUUUAAUCUGCAUUGUACUAGGAGUCUGCUAAUCAAUAUUGUUGCAUUUUACUAAAACUUUUUUUGCAAAUAUUAAUAAGUAAUGAAUACCAACAAUUUUAAAAUAUCUUCACAAAAUAACUUGACAACGAUAUUGUCAAAAGAAAUAUUUAUUAUAUCCUAUUAUAUAACUUAGCAUUACAAAAAUAAAUGCUAUUAUUUAAUAUUUAUUAUUCAAUCACAUUAAAAUAAAUUGAGACAAAAUUUUAAUACUUUAAUGUUUGGUAUUGAAUGUAAUGAUCCAAUUUGAUUUUUUUACAAGACCGAAGUUUAGAGAAGAAAGUUGUAAUGGGAUUUAGAGAACAGGUUAUUGUGUUGAUCUUCAGUUACUGUAAACAAGUGUGGAAUCCACUUGUUUUAUUUGAAUUUUCA
Molecule: messenger RNA, 2481 nt
Organism: Mobula hypostoma (lesser devil ray)
Lineage: Eukaryota; Metazoa; Chordata; Chondrichthyes; Myliobatiformes; Myliobatidae
Gene: mcmdc2
Product: minichromosome maintenance domain containing 2
Exons: 14
Coding region: 1-2058 (685 amino acids)
Biological process (GO): double-strand break repair via break-induced replication
Molecular function (GO): ATP binding; DNA binding; single-stranded DNA helicase activity
Source: RefSeq, a predicted model, not a curated record